CCCAUGAAUAUGUUGAUAUCAUUUAUUAGUUUUAAUCUGUAAAAGUAGUAAUUAUGGUUUCUAUGUAUUUAUUUUUGUUUUCUUUACUCCUUUUGUGCGCUUUUAUGAAAGGUGACUACUUGAAGAACUGUAACUGUGUGCAAAGUUAUAGUUAUGUUCCUGUUAUGUUCCUCGACAUUUUCAUUCGUUUUAAUCUUUCUGCUUUUGUUCCUUUUUCGUAGCAAAUAUGUAGUGCGCAUACCAUAAGUUUGCACUUUUCUGUUGUCACAUCUAGUUUACUGUGUUCGCACUCAGUAAUCAAACUCCGAAUAGCAUCGACAGCGUGAUCCCAUUCUUAAUUUAUUAGUUUUAUAAGUACUUUGCUUUUACGACAUGAAAUUGUCAGUCCCAACAUAACUUAUGGAUGUUCAAACUGGUCACUGUGAGUGGAUCGCUCCGUCUAAUACAAAUACGUCUACUGAGGAACUUAUUAGCUCCAUCGCUGGCCUAAGUUUCGAAGAAACACGUUUACUCUGGGGAAAUAGUGGCUAUGCAACUGUAUCUACUCAAGAUGUCCUGUCGAACCGUCCACUUCCAUUUAGCGCUACACCGUGGGAUAUGUCUUCAAAUGCGACUUCACAUUCCAUACCCAUGGGUCGGGGUCGUCGUGAUAAGCCCGUCACAUCCACAGAUUCUAAUGUAAAUGAAGGUAGCAUCCUGAUGUCACCAGGAUCCAAAGAUAUGGUGACUCUAGGUAUGCAAAUGGCAGAUCAUGUUUUAAGUAACUCUCCAGGAAGUGGAGCUCAGUUUUUACGAGAUCUUUCCGAGAAUUUGUCAAGCGCAUUUCCACACCGACCAACAUCUAAUUCACUCAAUGGAUCUCAGUCUGUAACAUUAAACUCUUUCCAGUUUGAUUCAAGUGGAAGACCGAUAUUUCCUAGUGAAUCAGAUCAAAAUCAGUCAAUUUCUGCAGCUAAUGGAUUAAUUUCGAAUUGCUUUAGUCCGGCUCAGUAUUAUUUACGUCCUCCGUCAGCUGCGACACAGCCACUACAAUCUCAAGUGCCGUAUUCAAUCAUACCUAACAGGUCCUCAGAGUAUGUGCAUGCAAACAACUUUACGUCUGACGCUACUGGUUGCGAACCUUGUAAUCCUGUUCAGCCUGAAAGUUUACUACCUUAUUUUAUUAAUGUUCCAACAAAUAGCGACCCUUCAGCAUCCAAUAUACCUGCUGACUCUUCUUUCAACAUUUUCACUGGCUCUCAGUUACAUCGAGAUCAGCGUUCUGCAAAUCAGUCUGACAGCACAGCACAGUUGGUUUCUGUAAUUCCACAGUCAGAUCAGUUCAAUGGUUUACAAUCUAUGAAGUAUAAUUCCACAGCCACUAAUGGGGAAAAUAAAAGUCAACCAUUUACUGCUUUCCCUGGGGUUGCAUUUUCUGGUGUGAAUCAAAUGAACGCGUGCUUAGAUUUUAAUAAUAGUGAUUUUUCAAAUAACACUUCGUAUAUCAGUCAGGCUUCUUUACCUUGUAGCGAAGGUUACUUACCAACUGUUAUUCGUUCUAAUGGGCCGAAUUCGCAGGAUAUAAACAACUUCGGAGGUUGCACAACAUAUCCGUCUAUGAAUCCAGACUUUUAUAUGAAUGGAUCAUCCUAUAACAAUAAUAAUAAUCUUGGAGGUAAUCGGACGGCAGAACAUGCGCCAUCUGAUCAGUCUACUAAUGGAUUAGUUGCAAAUUCACCUUUUGGUCCUGUGCCAUAUGGCUCACAAAAAUUCCAGCAUAACGUGUAUCCUCGGGGGUUAUCUCCAGCUCCAGGAGAUCAACCAAGUAUGCAACCAACUAAUGGGUCAAAUGUGAAUAGUUGUUCAAUGCAUCCUACAGAUACAAUGAACAAUCAAGGCCAUAUGGUUAAUACAUACGUUGGACCACAGUUUUUUGGAGCAUCCAUUAGUGGACAACCUCAGAGUGCUAACAGUUUCCAAACUUUACCCGCUAGUGGUCUAUACCAAUCUCUUAUGCAGCCAAAAGAUUCUCCUGUACAUAUUCAAAAUCAAAGUAUUCAAUCUACUGUAAGCGACCCUCAGCAACAGUCUGCAGCUUUAUUCGCUCAUACGUUUCAGUUGUUAGCGGCUGCUGCAGCUUCCAGAAAUAUGGGUUCUGGAGCUCAAGACCCUCAUAUGCCUCCUGGCAUUGGGCCAGGUAAUAAUGGAUCAAUAUUAAAUCCAACUGAGUUUGAAUAUAUGAGACCUCCAGGUUUACCCGUAGAAGCCCCAUUCACUGGACCCCUACAUCCCGAUCAUUUGCAGGCAUAUGCAAACAACUCUUGUAUUCCUGUUAAUGCUACGGGAAUGGAAGGUUCCGGACCUCGUCAUCCUCAUAAUAUGUUGGAUUUCAAAUCUAUGUGUUCAUCAAUGCCUGCUCUUUGUUCACAGGUUUCAUCGUCCGUCGUUCCAUCCAUCCAUUCUCAAAAUAUGUACCCGCCAACUGAUGUGAUCACUCAGGAUUUCCAGCAUGGUGGUUUAGGCUAUGCAGGAUUAUCAUCCUUAAACCCAAUGACUGAUCGUAUGUUUCAAUCCUCCAGUAGUUUUCCGAGACCUAUGCCACCAAUGUCUUCCAGUCGUAUACCUUAUAUCCCUGUGAACACCACAGAAAGCCAGUCACCACCCCAGACUCCAACAGCUAUGGGUGCUCCAAGGAUUAGCGUACCAUCUGUGUUAUCAAGACCUCAAGUACCCACUUCAAAUAUGUAUGGUAGCCGCAGUACUGCACCGCCGCCUCCUUUCUCUUCCAUACAUGCUCCUCGUUUUCCUCCUCGCGGUCCAACUAGUUUUCCACAACUUAAUUUACCAUUCAUGCCUCCACCAAUUCCUCCUUAUCCUCAUGCACGUCAUUUACAGCAGCCUCCACCUGUUCUUCCACCUCCAGGAUUUCUACCGGCAGCACGUCCUCCUCGUCCUGGAACAAGUACUUCAUCUUCUGGUCUGUACACAAAUAAUACUGCACCUUCAGGAAACAGGUCAGGUCAUACGAACAGUAGUAGUAGAUUUCCUAAAGAUCAGCAUCAUUCUACAUCAUCACAACCUAAUGCUCCUGUUCCUAUGAUGACACUUGCAUUUGCUGCAUCACAGCAGCAGGGUUCUGGAGUUACUCCUGGUUUUGGAAUAAGGCAUCCGCCUUCAAAUCAUAACUCUCAUUUUCAACCUCCUUACUUUAAUUUCCCUACUGAUUCAAGUGCAACUGCUAAUUUCCAACAGAAUCCGUCUUAUCUUAAUCCUUCAAAUCCUCCACCAUUGCCUAUUAAUAGCAUGUUACCAACAGGAGCAACAAAUGGUGCUACUCCGGAACGGAGUCGUUUGUUAGAAGAAUUUCGCAAUUCACGAUUACCUUGUUUAACAUUGCGUGAUUUAAUGAAUCAUAUAGUUGAAUUUGCUCAAGAUCAGUAUGGUUCACGUUUUAUCCAACAGAAGUUAGAACAAGCUAGUGCUGUUGAUAAAACUAGUGUAUUCCGUGAAAUUCUUCCGCAUGCAUACAGUCUUAUGGUUGAUGUAUUUGGUAAUUAUGUGAUACAAAAGUUUUUUGAAUUGGGAACACCAGAACAGAAACAAAUACUCGGUCAAAGAAUUCGUGGACAAGUAUUAUCCUUAUCCCUUCAAAUGUAUGGUUGUCGGGUGAUACAAAAAGCUGUUGAAUCUGUUCCAUUAGACAUGCAAAUAUCUAUUAUUAAGGAAUUGGAUGGUUGUGUGAUCAAGUGUGUUAAAGAUCAGAAUGGUAAUCAUGUUGUACAGAAAUGCGUGGAAAAUGUUCCCCCAGAACAUUUACAAUUUAUAGUGGAUGCUUUCAAAGAUCAUGUGUAUUCCAUAUCAACCCAUUCGUAUGGAUGUCGUGUGAUCCAGCGUAUUUUAGAACAUUGUACACCUGAACAAACUACUCCAAUACUGUCGGAGUUACAUCAACACACUGAAGCGCUUGUUAAAGAUCAAUACGGAAAUUAUGUUAUUCAGCAUGUACUCGAACAUGGGAAAACUGAAGAUAAAAGUAAAAUUGUUGAACAUAUUAAAGGUCGUGUAGCUGAGCUUAGUGUGCAUAAAUUUGCUAGUAAUGUAGUCGAAAAAGCUGUUGCAAACGCUUCAAGAGUAGAACGUCAAUCACUCAUCAAUGAAGUACUUGAAGAAACAACUAUUCCAACAGAUAAUAAUAUGACUGUACAAAAUGGUCGAGUUCGUUCAAGUGAAUUUAGAGUAGAUAAUAAUGAUGAUGGUGAUAAUGAUAAUGAUGAUGAUGACGACAGUGCCAGCGAUGAAGAUGAAAGUGUUGAUGAACCAAGAACUCGAAGUUCUGUUUUAGUUAUGAUGAUGAAAGACCAGUUCGCAAAUUAUGUUAUCCAAAAAAUGUUAGAUGUCGCUGAACAACCAAUAAGAAAAGAGCUUAUGACUCAGAUUCGUCCACAUUUGAAUACCUUACGUAAAUACACUUAUGGUAAGCAUAUAAUCAAUAAAAUGGAGAAAUAUUAUAUGAAAACAAAUCAACUGCAUCUGGCUGUUGGUUUAAAUUCACCGUCACCACCUCUUGGUGUUGUACCCGCCUCUUCAUCAGAUGUCCCACAGUCGACAUCGAAUUCCACUGUUCGAAGUGGUGGUGGUGGUGGUAGUUCAUCAGCCGCUUCAAUGCUCCCACCACUUCUCACACCGACUGAUAUGGCUGUACGAGCUUCAAAGCCAAUAUCAAUGAGUCGUUCUACACAUUCACAUCAUUAUCAUCAUACUUCUCAUUAUAAUAACCAAUCAGGUUUGUCAUCAUUUUCACGCAACGGUUUGCCAUCAUCAUCACAUCGUAUAAAACAAAAAGACUCAAAUAAUAAUAGUAAUAGUAACUCCUCUCGAAAGACUUCAAAUGAUGGUGCACAAUUAAACUCCUCCUCCAUGCAAACAUCGGAUAGUGCUAAAAAUUCAUCUAAAGCAGUAUCAAAAGCAUCUGAAAAUGCCAAAGAUGAAUCGGGAGUGGAUAGUGAAAAUGGUAAUCAUAAUAAUGAUAAUAAUAACGAUAAUAAUAAAGGAGGAGUCAGUUUGAAUAAUUCUAAAGAUAAUCAUGAAAAACACAAUUCAGACAUGAAGUCAUUCGAUUUAAAUCAGGCUUCGUCUACAUCAUCAACAGUCGCUGAUGAUUGUUACAGUCAAAAAUGGGAGAAUAGUAAUGAUACAGAACACAGUGUUGUAUCAAAUCAUGACACUAGCGACCAGUUACUGCAUGAAUCAUCAGCCAGUGAACAGUUGUCCAAUAUUUCAUCAAAUGAAGUGCAUGUUUCAGCCCUGAAGAAACUCAACACUACAACAGCAUCAUCAUCACCGUCUACGACGAGUAGUACUUCUACUACUACAUCUAGCCUAAAAAGUGGUGAAGUAAAUAGUGUAAAGUCAAGGCCGCCUACAAAUGAAUUAAUGACCAACGGGAAUGGUAAUCAUUAAUCUGUUCUCUCUCUCUUUUUUUUUGUCAAAAAAAUUCUCUCGCAUGUGUAUUCUCCUUUCCUCUAACUUUCUCUCCUCUAGAAGUGUCCAGAAGUUCUUUUCCUGCUUCGUAUAUUGUGUGCUUUAUUCUAUCUAGCUUUUUAUUUUGUUUUUGGUGCAAUUUUUUAUUAUCAUUUGGCAGUGGUGGGUCUUAACACCUUUUUAAAAAGAAAUUAUUUCUAAGGGUUUUAUCCUUUCCCAUACACAAAUAUUUUAUUGCUAGCACAUGGUUUAUUUUUCUGAACUGAUCUUCAUUCUUCUUUUGGUGCUCAUGGCUCUGAGUAGUUUUUAAUUAUUAUUAUUAUUAUUUCUAAUUAUCAUUUAAUUAAUAUAGAAUAUGAAGUAACCUUCCCUCCUGUAUAAAGCGAAAUCCCCUUUCAUUGUGUUGUACAGCAGGAGACAAUGCUAACUAUCUAACUAUAAGUAACUUACUAACUAACUAUCCCCCCUUUUUUGUUUCACUCAUUCUUCUUUUACCCUUUUCCUGUAUACUGAAUUCCUUUCCAACCACUCCUGUAUUUUCCUUUUUCCCUACUCCUAUCCAACCUGUGUGUGUAUGUAGUAUAUCUCAUGAUAAGCUUUCCUUUUGACUAGUUUUUAUCUUUGCUUACCCUGUCUAUUUUGAUGAUUAUGCACAUAUAUAUAUGUAUGAAUGAACAUUUAUAUUAUUUUAGCAUAUCAGUUGUUUUCGUUUGUUUGAAAUAUUUCUUUUUAAUCUUCAAUGAAGUUUUCUGAUCCUUACCAACUCCACCAACAUCAUCAUCAUUAUCAUCACCAAUCCGUUUUCUUUUAUUGCCUAAAAAACUGCAUAUUUUUAUCUAUUUAUUUAUUUGACUGUUGAGCAUUCUCUUCUUUUUUCUCUCUCUCCAUCCCUUCCUUCCUCAAAAGUCGACAUAUUGUGAAAGUCCUCCUCCUCCUCCUCUUGUCAUUUGAUUCAUUGAUUUGAUUGUUUCUUCUUCUCAUGUCUCUGAUUUGUAUGCUACCACCCACCCCAAAUUUUCUGUAUCUCUGUCUCACCGUCGGUAUGUAUCUGGGAGUCGUCAACUAGCUCGAACAUCAUCGCCACCACCACCACCGCUCUUCUCUCCCAUCUCUCAUCCACCUGUAAAUCUGUGUAUCUUUCAAGUACAAACAAAAUAUGAUUUGUUUUCUACUGAUAUACAAUAACAACAGCAACAAUAUUAAUAAUGAUGAAUGAUUAACUGUCUCUCAUUCAAUUACUUCAACGUUUUGGGAUUCUUUUUGUAUACCUCUGUCUGUCUAUGAAAAUAAUGUAUAUCUAUCUAUGUAGUAGUGUAAGUGUGUGCGUAGGUGCAUGUGUGCAUAUGAUCUUGUUGUAUGGACCCAUUUCAUUUUAUCAUUACUAUUACUAUUAUUAUUAUUAUUACUAUUACUACUAUCUAUCUCUUAGUUCUUUGUAAUUCACUUUUAAUUCAAUGAACUUGAUGUCUAAUUCUCUUCAAAGCUUCUUCUUCUUCUUGUAUGUAAUUGUUGUAGAUCAUUUGUCGUAUAUAUAUAUGAAUCUCAAUUUUAUUUACCAUUAAUGAAUUAUGCAUUAUACAUAAACAUACAUACGCAUAUUCUAUAAUUACACUUGUGUAUUAUAUAUACCUACAUGCAUAUAUUUGGUUUGAUUUUUUAAAUCUUUGUACACUGGAACCCCCCCCCCCCUUAUCACGGUCUUCAUUAUCUGUCCUCUGUCCCAUCCUCUUCUUCCGUAUCUGUUAGCUACCAAGCGAUUCGCAUAUGAUAGAAAAUCUAUCGCUGACCUGUUACUACUACUGCUAUUAUCACUACGGUUUUCUUCUCUCUCUCUGUCUCUGUAAGCUUUUUUUUGUUUGAUAUUUUGUGGUAAACCGAAGUAAGCCCCUCCCCCUUCCCCUUCCUUUUUCUAUUUUGAAACAUUUACAAAUCACUUACCUUCAUAUAAUGUCUGUCUGUCUAUCUAUCUAUCUAUCUAUAUAAAUACAUAUUACUCAAUAAUAUACACAUAUAGUGUUCUCAUGUAUGUAGUAUCCUAUGCUAUCUCUUGUCUUCUCCACCGCCCCCCCUCGCCUUCUAUCUGUUUUUUUAUCUAUGUUUAUAUUAUCAGGCAAUUGUUCUUUUUUGUGUGGAUUUACUCUGUCCUAAUUCUUCUGUCAUAUAUAUUUAUCACACACACACAAUUCUGGAAUGUCUUUAUUCUUUGUAUGUAUGUAUGUGCAUGUGUGCUACUAAUUUUUAUCCCUUUCUCACAUCUAUCUAUUCAUCUAUCUAUCUAUAUCACCGUCUAUUAUCCGUUAUGUGUGUACAAUCUGUGUAUUACGUCAAAUGUUGUGUAUUAUUACUAUUACUACUACUACUAUUAUUAUUAUUAUUAUUAUUUAGACACCUUUUUUAUUAAAAAAAACUUAUUCUUCUGCAC
Molecule: messenger RNA, 7882 nt
Organism: Trichobilharzia szidati
Lineage: Eukaryota; Metazoa; Platyhelminthes; Trematoda; Strigeidida; Schistosomatidae
Source: the annotation of a GenBank genome assembly